CCACAUGUGAGAUAUCCCCCCUGGGAACCCCAAGAGGCUCCAGGACGCCACAGGUGGUGUCCAGGAGGCCACAGGAUGAGAGGACACGGAGUCAGGAACUGCCAGGGGGUCUUUACACGACGGCAACCCCAGAGCCCACUCGAAAUGAUCAAGCGGACCCAAGCCGCAGAGCACAGAACUCUGCAGAAAACUAUGCAAACAAUCCCUCACUCCAACUACGCCUGGAUUCGCGGUAUAUUCGCAGAGAAACUCGCGCGCGCGCCAGUUUGACCAAUCAAAUUGUGGUCGCCCUGGCCGCAUGCUUCAAAUGCGCCAGACCCGCCAUCAAAAUGGCAGAGUCUGAGGCCGAGCUGGACGGGCUUACAUAGCGAAAAGAAGCAGCUCACUUCUUCUUCCAGCCUCCGCCUCGAAAUAUGGACUCGCCCAUCGUCCUCGCGGCGAGCCGAGGGGCGGCCGCGAGCGGCCCAGGCCGAGGGGGCGGCGGGCGGCGCCGGCUCGAGGCCUCCACGCCCCCGGAUGGGAGCAGAGCAUUGGGCGCCCGAGUUAUCCGGGGUAACUCGGGUCCGGGGUAACUCGGGCUUGGAUUCCCGAAAAAGGAACCCGAGUUAGCCCUGUCCCGAAUUAUCCCUGAUGAUUUGGGGCUCUGGACAGCAGAGCAGAGCAGCGGCCCGUAGGGAGGCGGCGCGGGUCCUCCUCCCCGGCAUUGCGCCGGGCCGGAAAAUUGAUCAGCGUGGUGUGAAACAAAUCGAUCAUCGGGGAGACUGGUGUGAAACAGAUCGAUCAGUGUGGUGUGAAACAUCUAGGAACAUUACGGGCGGGCAAGACAACACAAACCAGCCUGGGCGUGCCACGGGGUACGGCCAGACCCUCCAAGGAGGGAAGGGCAAUACCCACGGGCAUACCCACGCCAACCUGUGUUCUCCUCAAGGAGCCCGGCAGGGAGGAAGAGGAGGAGGGAAGGGAGGACGACGACGACACGAACGAACGAGGAGAGGAGGAGAAGCACGACCACCGCCCUCUCGCCGCACAGUAUCAUCAGCAGCCGCACCAGCAUCUCGUACAAACUCUCGACCGAGGAGAGCAUGCCCACUAAUGGGAGGAGCGUGCGUUCCUCAGGAUGCGUCGGUAGCCGCAGGAGAAUUAAAGCGUCGUGCCUCGGGUGCGGGAUUAAAUCAAUUCGCUCCCACUUGGGAUGCAAUGCGAAACGCUAAGGGAACGUCACUGGGGGAACCGCGGGGCGGAUGCCGGGGGAACCGCCCGGGGCGUGCCCCACUGCCCGGCCCUUUAAGCAAACAGAGUAAGAACCCUUCUAGGCAGAGCCUAGGUAGGGAACAACCGCUUCUUCGUUGGAGGGGAAAAGUGGCACUACGGGCUCUACAUCAGGAAGUACGGCUCGUCGGUGACCACCGUCAGGCGCACCAACACGUGGGAGAUACGCCGCGGGCCAGGGCAUGCAGAAGACCAUGCAUCGGCAUCACCAUCCUCAUGCCAAGGAUCUCGUCCCAGUCGGUGCCGACCGCAAAGACCUCCAUCAUCGACAAGAUCCUUAUGAUGUCCAUCGUGAUCCUCGUCGCCACUGGGGUCGUCCGGGUCGUCCCCAUCAUGUCCUCCGAGCUGCUGUGUUGGCACUAUGAAGGGAAAUGCGCAAUGCAAGGCGCAUCUGGACUUCCGAUGGCCACGAUCCACAACUACGUAGCCAUCCAGGUUUCGCAUCAGGUAGUGGACGUGCUGGCUAGCCGCCUUCUAGAGGCCCUCGCCAUGCUACUGCUCCAACAAUUUGGAGCACCUUGUUGACGUACGUGUUCAGCCUGACACUGCAGCGCCGUCCAGCCGCCAGCUGCACGUACACCAGGGCCAGCCGAGCCGCGGAGACCAUCGGCCGCGGGAAUGGAGACGCAGCCGCGCGGGAAGGAGGAGGAGCCAGUGGCCCCUCGGACCAGCAAGUACUAGACCCACUAUGGCU
Messenger RNA from Prorocentrum cordatum, 1963 nucleotides. The record is from the annotation of a GenBank genome assembly. Lineage: Eukaryota; Dinophyceae; Prorocentrales; Prorocentraceae.